Carassius carassius (crucian carp) is the source of this 1561-nucleotide messenger RNA. Its product is annotated as fibroblast growth factor-binding protein 2-like. The record is from RefSeq and is a predicted model, not a curated record. The transcript is spliced from 2 exons. NCBI's taxonomy places the organism in Eukaryota, Metazoa, Chordata, Actinopteri, Cypriniformes, Cyprinidae. Bases 540 to 1127 code for a protein of 195 amino acids. Gene Ontology annotation, molecular function: growth factor binding. Gene Ontology annotation, biological process: cell-cell signaling.
AGAACAUUUUAAAAAUCUAAAGAAUAUAUUUCCAUAAUAAAAAAACUUUUUGCAAUUGAAAGAUCACAUGGAUGUUAAAGGUUUUUCGUGGAACCUUCAGUGCCAGUAAAGAACAUUUAUUUUUAAGAUUGUAUAGUCACACAAGGAAGUCCACUAAACUGUUUUUUUAAGCACUCACAUAACCCAAGUUUAGGAUUUAUUGAUGGUAGGCAUGGACAGAUUGUUCCUAACUUCAUGAACACAAAACAUGACUGGAAAAGUUAUAUAGCUGCGGUGUACUGUGAAACACUAAAAAAAAAGCUGAAACAGUUCCAGAAUUGGGGUUGUAAAGGAGCGCCCUCAUUUCCACUUUACUGUGUCUGAGCAUUUUCUCAAUUGGUUACAUAUGUGUCCCUGCUUGUUAUUGACAGUCCUCAGAUGGCCAGGCAGGAUAUCAGCUUGUGGGGGAACUUUUUUUAACCUCAAAACAUUAUUUGUGUGACCAAAGCCUUUAAAUAGUGGAGUCAGAAGUCCCUUCACCAGUAUCAGCGCAUCACAACAUGUGGACAUUCACAAGCACACUCCUGCUUACAUACUGCCUCUGGGCAGCUCUCGUUCAGAGCCAGGAUCAUGACGACAUCCAGCCAGGAUACAGGAGGAACGUCUGGGAAAACAUGAAUGACUUUCUUACCAAAGGUACCAAAGAUAAAUGCAGCUCAAGUGUGAUAGGACAAGGAGAUCUCACAAAGCUCCGCAUUACUUGCCAUGGCAUGGAGCGCUCUUACUGGUGCGAGUUCCAGGGCAAGCCUCAGGUCUGCCGCUCUUACAACAAGAACCCAUCGCACUAUUUCAAGCAGAUCAUGUGGGACCUCCGCAAGCUGCCGAAUGCUUGCCAGGGCAAGCGCAUCCUCAAGCCUCUCAUGUGUAGGAGAGUUUCAGAUGAGGCCAAGAUGGUCUUCACAAGCGCAUCCUUUUCAGACACCAAGCCAAUGGACAUGCCCUACAGUAAAAUUACUACACCCAAACCAACUAUAUCACAACCAACUACGCCGGUGCCCAUGAGUGAGGCCAAGAAACUUGCCCAGGACUACUGCUGGAACAAUUUGCAGGGUGUCUGUUCCUUUUUCAUAGGGUGGUUCAGAAACUAAGAAAAGGCCACUCCCAUGUCCACAGACGAUUAACCCAAUUCAAGAUGACUCCAAAUGCCUUAACCGCAUGAUGUUUUGGACUGAGGGGGAAAAAUGGAGGUGUUUGUUAAGACUGACAGGACUUUGGGAACACCAUUAAUAUUUUCUUAUGUAUGCCAAAUGUACAGACUCUAAUGUACAUGUAAUCAGAAUUGACAAGAUUAGACAGGUAUCAAUUAAUUUAGAUGUUGAGCAUAAUGCUGGCUUGUUUUCUUCUCCAAUUGUAAACUAUAUGAUGAGGAACUUCAUCUUAGCAUGUGUACUGAAUGCUAUAUGUGUAUUAAUCUUGCUAUGUUAUAUAUUUAUGAGUGCUGACCAACUGAGUCAACAUCUCUGAGAGCUGUGCAGCCACAGGUAACUUCAGACUGUAAUAUAUCAAUGUGAAAAUGUAUAAU